AUGCCAAUGGCCCGCUUUCUUGGCCUUCGAGGCAGCCGCCUUAAUGCUGCUACCAUCAUCUGUGUUCUGAUGCCUGGUAUCCUUUCCGUGGGCUACAACGCCGCUUCACUGGGUGGUGUCCUGAGCCUCAGGAGCUUUGAGAUGCAGUUCCGUGAAAUCGAUGUGGACGAGGCACUGGACAAAAAUCAUGCGUCCGCUGUUCAAGGCACCGUGAUGGCAGUCUACACAAUUGGUGGCUUCCUUGGUACAUUUACUUGCAUUUGGCUUGGUGACCUCCUGGGCCGUCGAAGAAUCAUCAUGUGGGGGGCAAUUGUCCAGAUCGUCGGCGCGGUUCUCAACUCCUGUGCUUACAAACUGGCACAGCUGGUUGUUUGCCGUCUCGUUCUGGGUCUUGGGACCGGUGCUUUGCUGGGAACCAUCCCUCUGUGGCUCACGGAGAUCUCUCCGGCCGUCAAGCGUGGAUCGCACGUGGCUACGAAGGGCAUCUUCGGUGGUCUUGGGUGCGCGAUUGCUUUAUUUUUGGACUUUGGACUCUCCUUGAGGGAUGGCAAGAUGGCUUGGCGCCUACCUGCAGCCUUCCCUAUUAUCUUCUCCCUCACCGUCGCUGGGUUCAUCACUUUUCUCCCCGAGUCACCUCGCUGGUUGAUACAGCGUGGCAGAAUCGCCGAAGCUCGCGAUACACUCGCAGCGCUGGAAGACCUGGCUUUGGAUGACAGAGAGCUUGAAACCCGCAUCGAAGAUAUGCAGGCAUCUCUGAGACGCUCUGGCAAUCAAAAUACAUUGAGACAGUUAUUCUCGAUGGGCCCUCAGCGAACGUCUCAUCGUGCUUUUCUUGCUAUGACGGCCAUGACUUUUCUCCAGCUCACAGGUGCCACGGUGACUCAAUUUUACACCACCGCCAUUUUCGAAAACAAUCUUGGCUUGCAAGAAUCCACCUCCAGACUUCUCGCCGCCGUGUAUCAGCUCAUGGGUCCCAUCGGUGGCAUCCUUUGUGUACUGACCAUUGAACGACUGGGUCGUCGAGCCCUGCUGAUGAGUAGUGCGGCGGGCAAUACGAUCUGUUUGACAUUGAUCGCCAUUCUCGGCUCCAUGACCGGGAAUCUUGCCGCCGCUCACGGAGCCGUGCUCUUCAUCUUCCUGUUCCACUUCAGUUACAUCAUCGGCUUCGGAAGUAUUCCAUACCUCUACGCGUCCGAGAUCGCACCUAUGCAGCUUCGCGUCACAAUCAGCAGCAUCAGUAUCAGUAUCUCAUGGGCGAUCAGCAUUCUGGUCGCCAAUGUCACGCCGAUCGCUUUCAACAACAUGGGCCAGCGAUACUUUCUCUUCUACGCCGGAUUCAAUGCUUGCAUGAUCCCCGCCGUUUUCUACUUUUUCCCAGAGACGUCUGGACGUAGCUUGGAAGAGAUUGACGAGGUCUUCACUUGUGCCAAAGGAUUCCUGGAUGCGGUCGCCAUUGCAAAGAAACUCCCGCCCCGAAUGCAACUCGAGAUACCGGCGGUGCCUGAGAAGGGGAUGUUGGUGGAUGCAAAGAGUCUUGAUAGCCCCCUUGAAAGUCCUAUCUAG
Messenger RNA from Penicillium oxalicum, 1563 nucleotides. RefSeq lists its product as uncharacterized. The transcript has 2 exons. Gene Ontology annotation, biological process: transmembrane transport; carbohydrate transport. NCBI's taxonomy places the organism in Eukaryota, Fungi, Ascomycota, Eurotiomycetes, Eurotiales, Aspergillaceae. The record is from RefSeq and is a predicted model, not a curated record. Gene Ontology annotation, molecular function: carbohydrate:proton symporter activity. Gene Ontology annotation, cellular component: membrane. The coding region runs from base 1 to 1563 and encodes 520 amino acids.